CAAGUAUCCAAUAACUCACUGAUUCACAUAGACAGUGGCAAGCACGCUCUUUGACCUAGUCGCCUCGUGGUAACAGCUCAAACCUCCAGCCAAACGUUCGCACAUUCCUGCUCAACUACCAAUCUCCCCGCCUUAAAGCUACCGAAGAUCCCAAGGCACCGACUACAAAGCUCUAUAGAAGAAUCUAGGUGGUCGACUAUAGCCCUUUGACCCUUUUCGCUUUGCACCACAUCAUGUUCUAAGCUGUGGCCCCUAUGACUCCACGUUUGUUGUCUCACCUGCCUCGUGAACGCUGCACGAGGAUACAGUACCAACUCCGGCCCUCACUAUACACCCAACACCCCCAAGGACCACUCCGCAUUCGGGUGAGAUAUGGACAACGUAGAUAAUACCACGAUGCAAGUGGUUCCUGGCCGCUCAGUGGGCUUUAUGACCCUGGGAUGCUCGCUUCAUGAAACUCUCACCACCAUCAAAACCGAAGUGAAAGCUUUCCCGAAAUUCGAACUAUACCACGACCUCGACCAACCCAUCAUCACGCCGAUCCACCUCGUUCUCCCUGAGAAUGGGCUGCGCCUCCAGUUUGAUGGACCCGAUCAACGACUCAGACUUAUCGAAAUCCGAGAUUUUGUGAAGGCCAAGCUAGUAUAUAAGGACGUAGAGGUGUUCAAAGCGCCGGACGGAGCUGGUGGGGUUAUGUCAGGACCCGCGGGCCCAAGGUUUAGGCAUAUCUAUGACAAGCUGUUGGGACCUACCUACGGCGGUGAAUACCUCCCGCCGAAGGACGAGGGAGAGGCGCGAGGGAUAUACAACCUUUCAUAUCCGGGAAUUGCCUUCAACUUUCCAGUGCAGCACUCUGCCUUUUCGCCCAAGAAAGACUUUAUCUCAUUACUCUCGUCCUCGGCGACUGGGCCUGCGACUUCUAUGGCGGUUUUCAGCGGAGAAUCCUGGCAAAAGGCACGCGGAACCCUGUUCACAGCGAUUCCACCCAACCCAAGAUCUCUUACUCUUGCAGGGAAGGGCAAGGAUGGUGGUCCGGACGAAGUUGAAAUUGCGAGAAUACAUGGCGAAGGCAGGAUAGAACUGGUUCGACGUUCUAGCUCAUCUUUCUGGCUCAUCUUAAGCGAAACAACGCCUCAGGACCUUAUCAUGGAACUUGGCGCACCUGACUCAAUCUACCGGAAGAACGACCACAGGUUGUCCAUUCACAAAGAAAGGCGGGCGAGUGACGCAUCAGAGAACUCAUCCGGGGGUAUUUCACGUGAUGGACACGAUGAUGGCUUGGACUCCGAUCACGGCUCAAUAGUCGGCACUGAUAAUGAGGAUGAAUGGGAGGACGACGACGAUAUGGUUGCUGAGGCUAACGAGCGAGAGGUGGCCGCCGCAGAACACUUCUACAACUACUACCAUCACGGAUUCGACAUUCUGAUCUCGCAACCUACGCAGAUCUCGCCGGCAUCGCCUACAUCAGAACGUCGGGAACUUGACGAGAACGAAGAGGGCGCACUUAGCGUUCAGCCCUUGAAUCACCUAACGGCCACCAAGAUUAUCUUCCACGGUAACAUCCCAGGCUCCUACCAAUUCAACCGCCACCGCCGGAGCCGAUGGACGUUAGAGCAUGUCCCAUCGGGACAGUACAAAGACCCUCUUAACUCAGAGAUGCGUUUUGCAGAUAUUUCAGGGCGGCUGAGAGAGGUCUUCAAAUCGUACUACGAAAGUGAAGAGGAAGAGCGACUACAGCAACGUGGGAUGGCGUUAAACCGAGGCUGGGGUGAUAGUCCGGGGAGUAGUUGUGAACUUCUCGGUGGCUGGGAAGAUGCAUCUGGGAUGAAGAAGAAGUUCGCGAAUGCGUCUUCCGUGAACACAGAUGCCGCAGACGGUAGUGUGGGGAACGUGGAGCUUUUCGGUUUCCCGGGUAUGAUCUUCGAGGUGCUGAAGAACGGAGCUGUGGGGUGUUUGACCGUCUAUUGAGUUCGGUCUACUUACUCGCAUGGGUCGUCGCUGCUGUCAUAAUGAUGCAUGGGGCAUCUGGACAGGGCGUCGUCUGGUCGCAUUUCGUUACGGUGUUUGGAGUACCUGACUAAAGGCAUAUGGGGAGGGACCAUGCAUGUUGAUUACCUUAGAUUCUAAUUAAGAAUACCCAUCACUACGUUCCUGGUAUCUAGUACCCGCAGUAGCGUCAUACAUCAAUAGAUGACACCCGC
Mytilinidion resinicola is the source of this 2201-nucleotide messenger RNA. RefSeq lists its product as uncharacterized. Gene Ontology annotation, cellular component: trans-Golgi network. Bases 373 to 1968 code for a protein of 531 amino acids. The transcript is spliced from 2 exons. Gene Ontology annotation, biological process: Golgi to plasma membrane protein transport. Lineage: Eukaryota; Fungi; Ascomycota; Dothideomycetes; Mytilinidiales; Mytilinidiaceae. The record is from RefSeq and is a predicted model, not a curated record.